ACGUUCGUUAUCUUAUCGAGUCCACUCGACCGCUGAAUCUGAUCGUCUUCAGUCGAUCAGUCUAAUUUUUACUCUAAACUCGCGCGGAUCUUCGUCCAAUAUGGAGGAAUCGAUUGUGGAGACGUUGGAGAAUAAUAGCGAUGCAAUACCGGAGGAGGUGCAAGGGAAAUUGUCGAAAAUAUUCGAAAAAUACGAGCAAUUGAGCGACGAGGAGAAGAAGGAAUUCCAACAAGGCGCAUUUGACGUGUUGACCAAGACUCUGCGAAAAUUACGCGGCAACUCGAUUUUGCCCACGUGGCUUGCACCAUAUCAAUCUUAUAUCCUAUUCACUUUCGCGGUAUCAGUCAUAGGAUUUCUGCUCGUUAUUAUCGCCCGCCGAUUGUACUCGCGUACUUGGGAGCGAGAGGAACGUCAAAAAGAAAAGAGAAGACUCAAACAACAAAAAGCAGAAGCGAGACAACUAAAAGCGAUGAAGAAGAAGAAGCAGAAAGCAACGUAGCAUAUGCUCAAUCUUAUAUUUGAAUGAAAAAGAAACUUGUUGGCGAGAAACAAUUAAACGGAUUCUUAUAAUAAAUUUAAAAUCAAGA
Nylanderia fulva is the source of this 587-nucleotide messenger RNA. RefSeq lists its product as uncharacterized. The record is from RefSeq and is a predicted model, not a curated record. NCBI's taxonomy places the organism in Eukaryota, Metazoa, Arthropoda, Insecta, Hymenoptera, Formicidae.